Molecule: messenger RNA, 1677 nt
Organism: Postia placenta MAD-698-R-SB12
Lineage: Eukaryota; Fungi; Basidiomycota; Agaricomycetes; Polyporales; Adustoporiaceae
Exons: 2
Coding region: 1-1677 (558 amino acids)
Source: RefSeq, a predicted model, not a curated record
AUGGGUAGUACGAACUCGAAGAGUGCUCACAAGUCGAACAAACUAAAUCCCCAGCCGACGUUAGCCUCAAACAAUUAUGAGGCUCAGCCUGAAAAGGAAGACAGCAGUAGCGAGAAGCACGGCACCAAAAGCACUAGCGCGAAGCAGAAAGAUGCAGAACCAUCUCACAAGCCCCAGUCUGCGAUUGUAGCCGAUGUCAACGCUGACGCUGCAUUGGGCACUGGCCUGUCUGCGGCAAAUCCAUCUGCUAGUGUCAUCUCGGUAUAUUCUGGUCUAUUACCUGAGAUCCCGCCUUCAACGCUUCGUGGGACACCCACUCCAACACCUGGCUUUUCGCCCCUACCCCCUUUUGCCUCCUUUGCUGCUAGCACUGUGAUAUCCUCGCUCUCUGUAGUCUCGUCGCGCACCUUUCCUACACCGUCUCUGCCCAUCCUUCAGGACGUCUUCCCAGCACGCAAUCCCAAAGACGAUGAGGAAUCGCUUUUCGGGGGCAAGGAGAGACUUUCGGGUAACAACGGUCUCUGGACUUGGACGACGUACUCUCGGCCGGCUUCUGCCAAACCUGAGCUAGCCGCUCCUGAAGGACAGAAUUAUGCAUUCACCAACACGUCCGAGAGAGGCUGGCAGCAAUUGAAGGAGCCGCCCAUGGGUGCUAACGAGAAAACUAUGCAAGCCAACAUGGGAUCAAGAGUCCCUCCUCGGUCUGUGCCCUCUGUCCAGGAAGCCACGGGCACCAUCCCGCGUGGUGCAAGGCGGGUCUCUGCCAUGUCUAUGUCAAUUUAUCCGGGAUCGCCUCAGUCAACUCAAGGUAUCGGCAUCGCGAUUGGAGGAGCCUCGCCUCUGACUGCAGAUGGCAUGCCUGUCCUGCAACGCAAUGUGUCAAAGGCGUCCACCCGCCGGGUAUCGACCAGAAGAAGUGUGCGUUACAGUGUCCAGGGGAAAAGGCCUGGCAUCGAUAGCGGCGAUGUAGAUGUUUAUGAUGGUCUGAGGAUUACCUCGCCUGUGACAGCGAGUCCUGCCACGGUGCACAAAAAAUCUAGUUCCGUGCAGGGCCGUGCGCGUGUCAAGGCUCCCUACGCUCCUGCCGCUUUGCUACGCACUUCGACAUCGGCUGCGGCAUACAGCGGUGUUUCCAAUCCCUUCGAUGACUCGCAGUACGUCUUGCCUGCCUUCUCUCCAGCGUUGAAGUCGGACGCCUUACGCGAGCGCGAUACCCGCGCGCUGACCACCGCUCUUGGCCUUGCAAGUCCCGUACCACCGUCUCCCCAACCAACACUAUAUCCCGAUGACUCGAUCACUCUCGCCGGCGGGCGCAGCGAGAAUCAUCCAGCGAGCAAGCCACGCCCCCAGAGUCAGUCGCUGAGUCCGGGCAUGGAAGCAAGCGCGCGGCUUGGGAACCUCAUGCUGGCAGAGUUCUCGAGCAUGCAGUCGCUGCCGUCCGCCCGUGCAAGCGGGGACGGUACAGUGGGUGUGUUGCGGAAGACGAGCUCGAAGAAACGGGCGGAGGACAAGCCGCCCCGGGUGCCCUCGCCGCCACCGUUGCCCUCGCUAGCGCAGAUGGCCCUGUCGCAUACGAACCCGGAUGCUUACACAGACUACAGGAGCCCGACCUACAGUAUCUAUGGGCUCUACGAGGCGGACCGGAAAAGCCGUGCUCCUGGAGAGGGCGGAUACUGA